AAGAAAUUCUGUCCCCGUUGUUUCAGGCCAGGAGAACUGCCCCUACGACUACAUCAAGAUAUACGACGGGAAGAACGAGUUCAGUCCGGUAAUUGGGACGUUCUGCGGCAUGGGCAAGUUUCCCUACUCGAUCAUUGGUACAUCUCAAGAUCUCUUCGUCGAAUUCGUUUCAUCACCUGCAGGUCCUUUACUGAACACCGGCUUCCACUUCAACGUCGGCAAUUGGCCGGGUCACGUCGAUACGGCGGGAAGCCGGAACGGCACAUGCGAUUGGCUUCUAUCCUCGGAAAGUCUUCGAGCUUCUGGUGAUUCCGAAGGAAUCUUCCUCUCCGUCGCACAUUGGUAUCCACCACACACGAGCUGCACCUAUCUAAUGCAAGGCGAAGAAGGAGAAAUCGUCAGGUUAUACUUUCCCAGUUUCCGGAUAAACCGCAUAGAAUCCCCGAUCCAACCGAUCGACGGCGAUUGCGGGGAAUCCCUCACCCUGUACGACGCCUCGUGGCCGGACGAUUCUCGAAUAAUCAAGACAUUCUGCGACACGUUCUCGAAAGCGAUGGAGAAGCACGACUUCGUGUCCACCGGUAAUUCUCUCUUCGUACGAUUCGAAAGCAAAACCGGAAGCUACAGCGGAUCAUCUCUGUACUAUUGGGCCCACUACGACUUCUUCAACAACACGAAAUUGGGUGAACCGGUGCCGGGGAGGACGUGCGACGAGGUGUUCGCCUCUUGGAAGUCGACCAAAGGAUGGUUGAGAUCUCCGCUGAAUACUUUGGUUUACAAGCAGGCGCCUUCCGGGGAUGAUGUUCAGUGCUUGUACAGAUUCGUCACGGAUAGGCGAUUGUUCGCUAGGGUCAUUCUGAUUGUGACGAAUAUUCAUUUCAAAGACCAUCCUUACAACCCGGGGAUGUGCACGAACUGCGUCGAAGACAGGGUGGAUAAACUCGUGAUUUGGGAACCUCUUCCACCUGGAGUGAAUUCUUCGCAUCCAGCUACGACUCUCUCGAAGGCCGUGCAAAGCGGUGAAGUCACUUGCUUGUGCAACAAGCACACUGGAUCAACCACGGUGGUGUCGCGCGGGGAACAGUUGAAUCUUCAGUUGAUCAUAGACAGCGCCCACGCGGCUCUCAGCUACUUCAAGCACGGAUCUCCGCUGUUCGAGGCGACCUACGAGUUCGUCCAUGGUCCUCUGUGCGGUCCUCCGAUUAUCCAACCCACUACAGAUGGGGAAAUUCACUAUCCCUAUUACGAAGCAAUCGGUUACGUGGAGCCUCCGAAGUCGAUUAGGUGCAUCUGGGAAAUUAAAGUAAACAGGGAGAGGGAUCUGUGGCUGCACUUCGAUAGGAUCAAGUUUGCGUCGAAGCACUGCGACGAUGGGAUUGUUGACAUAUUCGUUAAGGGACGCAGCGAGCCCUAUCUGAGCGUUUGCGGGGAGAACGUGUCUCUGAGCAAAGAACUUCCCAUCCUCUCAGCUGCAGAGUUAAGUCCGGAUGGUUCAGAGCCUGGUGUCACCAUCCAGUUCAUCGGAAGGACGUCUCCGACGAGAGCUGCCUUCAAGAUCGCCUGGACGGAACUCUUCCAUCUACCGAGGAACACGGAUGGAAGCUUGAUGACAUCCAGACUGACCGAAGGUGGAGUCGCCGCCGAUGGAGAAGAGUGCGAGUUCCAGUGUCCCGGCGAGGCAGGUCUCUGCAUACCAGCGCGUCUCGUCUGCAACGGUGUCGUCAAUUGUCCGAAUGUUACCGGUGGUCCGAGCAACGGCAACCUCGAUCUGAGCGAUGAAUCGGAAGAACGGUGCAAAGGCGAGCCGACAAUAGAGAUCAACUGGAUCUACGUCGGCCUAGGAUUGUUAUCAAUUCUAAUCAGUUUGUGCUGUUUGUGCGUCUGCUUGUGCAGGAGAUGUUGCAGGUACUGUUGUUCGGACGAUUGAAAAACCCAAACAAAACGAAGAUGAAAUAAGUAAUUUCAAAAACAACAACAACAAAAAUAUAAUAAAUAAUAAAAGAAAAACACUACCCAACCCUAAGAGAUACACACAAGAAGAAGCCUUAUCAAUUUCCCCAAAAAAAAAAAAUAUAUAAAU
Molecule: messenger RNA, 2080 nt
Organism: Nicrophorus vespilloides
Lineage: Eukaryota; Metazoa; Arthropoda; Insecta; Coleoptera; Silphidae
Exons: 5
Coding region: 110-1927 (605 amino acids)
Cellular component (GO): plasma membrane
Molecular function (GO): protein binding
Source: RefSeq, a predicted model, not a curated record